GUGCACAAGUUGUUGUCAUACUGUCUAUGGUUGUUGUGAAGCUGACAACCUUCCUUCUUAUAUACUGUCUAUGCAACCUUCUUAUUAUACAUCCAUGACAACAACCUCGGAAUCUAAAGUGAUGGCUGAACCCAGAAUAUCUUCCAUUGAUGGGAAGUUAGCUGAAGAAUUUGCUGUUCCCUCCCAUGUCGAGGAGGUCAAAGAGAAGAUGGCUGCUUUCGCCAGGUAUCAUGAUGCAGCGGGUCGCAGGGUGGUUCUCAUAACAUCAGGAGGCACCAAAGUUCCCCUAGAGUCUCGCACUGUUCGCUUUCUCGAUAACUUCAGCAGCGGCAGACGAGGAGCCUCCUCAGCAGAGUAUUUCAUAGACUCGGGCUACGCGGUCAUCUUCCUACACAGGCAUCGCUCUCUCUACCCCUACACACGGAUGUUCUCAACCAUAAACAUGCUGGAUGCCCUGAAGUUCAGAGGUGGAGAAGGAGCAUCCAGUAACUCUGGUGAAGUGGUGGUUAACCAGCAGGUGCUUCCUAACAUUGCCAAAGCACUAAAGCGAUACCAGGAAGUGAAAGAAGGCAAACUACUUCUGCCCAUUGAGUUCAGCACUCUGUCAGAAUAUCUGCAUCUACUCAAAGCAGCAGCACAGGCACUCAGCACAAUAGGAUCCAAGGCCAUGUUUUACUUGGCUGCAGCUGUAUCUGAUUUCUAUAUACCAGCAUCUGAGAUGCCUGAACACAAAAUCCAGUCUUCCAAUGGACCUCUUCAACUCAGCAUGAACAUGGUCCCCAAAAUACUGUCCCCACUGGUGAAGGACUGGGCAUCUCAGGCUUUUGUCAUAUCUUUUAAGCUUGAGACGGAUGCAACCAUCCUGCUGGACAAGGCUCGGCGAGCUCUGGACACCUACAGGCACCAGGCGGUAGUGGCCAACGUGCUGGACUCUAGACGGGGUUAUGUGGUGGUGGUGACCCGUGACACUCAGGCUGAGCUGAUAGUCACAGAGGAGGAUGUGAAGAAUGAGGUGGAGAUAGAGGAGAGGAUAGUGAGCAACCUGACAUCGGCACACAACAAGUUCAUAACUCAACAAGCGGGUUGACAGUUAUGAUCUAUACUGCAUGUUUGAGUGAAUGACACGGCUAUAAGUUGUCUGUCCUCUUACCCGAUUCAGAGUUUAGCUUAAAUUAAUUUGCCUGUUCUGCUGACAAGUUUCUGUAUAUUCAGUAUGCUGUAUGGUUGCAAAACCUUAGGAGUAAUAACUAUAAACACAUGCCUUCCCUUGUCCUUUAAUGUACUCUAAAAACAGGCAUCUAAGCUUAUAGUGCAUUCCAUUUACCUCGGAAGCUGGGAAUGACGUCACACCCAAGUUGAAUGCGUUCCAUUUAGAAGUCGGAUUUUCAUU
Molecule: messenger RNA, 1390 nt
Organism: Perca flavescens (yellow perch)
Lineage: Eukaryota; Metazoa; Chordata; Actinopteri; Perciformes; Percidae
Gene: ppcs
Product: phosphopantothenoylcysteine synthetase
Exons: 4
Coding region: 71-1087 (338 amino acids)
Source: RefSeq, a predicted model, not a curated record